Molecule: messenger RNA, 2778 nt
Organism: Botrytis deweyae
Lineage: Eukaryota; Fungi; Ascomycota; Leotiomycetes; Helotiales; Sclerotiniaceae
Exons: 5
Coding region: 1-2778 (925 amino acids)
Molecular function (GO): ATP hydrolysis activity; ATP binding
Source: RefSeq, a predicted model, not a curated record
AUGGACUCAUCAGAUGGGUUUGAACAUAUUACGCAGCCUUUGGGGGAUGUCCAAGAGGAAGGAAAGGUGGAUAAUGAUGUUGUGAGUGGUGAGGGGGAGAACAACAAGGAAAAGGAAAUUAGCGACGACGAGGAAGAGGCUACCGGUGAUAAAGAGUCCGAGGCCGCUCAAAGAAUCCCUGAAAAUGAGACAUCCGAAAUGCGCCCUACUUGGACCCGAAUGCACCUUCGACACUUAUCUAUUGAGGUUUUGAAAGAACACAACAUAGAUUAUGUGAUAGAUAGUCAGAAUCCAGACUACGUCUUGAUUCAACGUUGGGUCCCCGAGUAUGAACAAGAUUUUCUUUGGGCCGCAACUCGUGCUUCACGUACCAGACGCAAUUCUGAGAACCGUCGCUCCAACUCUCCAUAUCCAUCACGUGUUCGUUCCAACCGAGCUUCAUCGCCUGGAAUCAUUGAAGUCCGUGUAAGCAAGCAAGCAGCGGAACUCAAGCUGAAUAUAAAUAGAAUGGAGUUCAAGGAUUGGGCAGGAUCAAAGUAUAUGGAGCAACGAGGAAAGCAUGUACUAGAUGUUGCGGUGGAGGAUGGAAAAACGAUUAGAGUGGCGAUCAAUUCAGAGGCCUUGAGAGACGAAUUGCGAAUACUAAUAGGAGCUGGUGUAGGUCUUUUGAUAAGUGAAUGGCGUAGAGUUUUGACUGGGCCUUGGAAGGUUCUUGUGGAGUAUGAGGAAGCAAUCAGAUCACGAUUGCGAAAACUGGAGGAAAUGAUGAAUUCUCGAGACGAAAAGCUGGAGGAAGAUUCGCUGGAAGACAAAAACAAAGUAGCCGAUCAAGUUCAUGAAGACAGAAGAUCAGAUCGCAAGGUCCGAUUUAGAGAUCCACCUUCGAGUUGUGAGGUGUGCGAUGUUGUCUAUCCUCCUCACGAAACUCCUCUCGCAUGUAUCGAUACCAGAGUGGCUCACUUAAAGUGUCUGAUCGAAUUCAUGGACCACGAUCUGAAACAUGUUUUCGAACUCCGACAACAGAUCAAAGACGGUACUAUCACCGAGAUAGCUUUCACCGAUCUUUGGCAUUUAUUCAGUCCCGGCGAUCUGAUUGUCACCUAUCCCAUGUCUCGUGCGUACCGAGUCUUUCAUACAUCGGGUGGUCGACUGCGGUUAUCUAAACCGGAAUUAUUUGAGAAGAAAGCAGUGUGCUCACCUUUCAAUAUCAACUGCUUCUAUAUGAAGUCUGAUUGGAAGGUCGUUGGCCCGGUUCAUGAAACUUUAAGAAUAUCAGAGUAUGCUGGAAAGAAGUCAGUGUCAGAAUUACUAGUUGAACUGGAUGGGGAGCUCAUGACAGAGAGAGUUACGGUUGCACCCCUCAAGUUACUCUCGAUCAGUGAGCGGAAGAAUCGAACAUCAUAUCUUGUUGCUAGAGGAAAGAAACUAAGAUCCUUGAAGCAAGGUGAUCACAAGUAUUACUUGGGCAGUGCUGGAGAAGAAGUAUCAAACUCGUCAAAUAAUGAAGAUUUGAAAUUUGCAGGGCGACCGCCAGUAUAUGGAACGAGUUCUUUCGUGAAUCUCAAGAAAGAACGCGAAGAAAUAAAAAGCGAAGUCAUCAUAGACAGCGAGUUCGAGAUUGAGAACAAAGCUAUUGGUCUUUUUGACGCAAUUGAGUUCGAUUCCAGGGAAACCGCAGAGAAUUGCACACACUAUGGAGUAUCGAACAAUCAAUACUUUAAUGACCGCGGAUGUCGAUGCUCGGACUUGAUCGUGGACAAUGUUGUUGACAAUGACCGUGCGGCCAAGUACAAAGAUGAUUUUCAUCUUUUGCAUCCUCGUGAUGUUAACGAUGAACUGGAAGAUGAGUUCCUCAUGUUAUUGCCGCCUACAGUUGAGGGGUUUGUGCUGGAGAGAAAAAUAUGGAAGAUGCUGAGUGUAGAUACGAUAAGUGAUUUGAAACAAGAAGGCGUAGAGAAUCCUGUGGAUUUCAAAUCUCUCGUAAUACCUGAAGGACACGAGAGUCUAUUGAAAGCAUUGGUGGGAACGCACCCCAGCAGUCACUCACUAUCAUUUAGAAAAAGCAGGGAUCAAUCCAGCCUAGCAAUUCUGCUCCAUGGACCCAAGAACACAGGGAAGUUUCUCACCGUAAAAGCACUUGCCUCUCAUUUCAAUAGACCACUGUACACCAUAACUAGCGCAGAUCUUGGCAUGAUCACAUGGGAUGCUGCACGGGAGCUUGCUACCCAUUUCAAACGAGCUACAAAAUGGAACUGUAUAAUUGCAAUUCCAGAUGCGGAACGUCGGUUCCCGCACCGCAAGAGCCCUUCAGAUGGUGAUUCCAAUAUGCCAGGAUUAUUUCUGAGGGAGUUAGAACUGUUUAAAGGCAUUGUAAUUCUGACGACGGAUAUAAAAGAUGAUGUGGAGGAGCAAGUUCUGAGAGGUAUGAAUGUAUGUCUCGGAAGCGAUUUCUGGAGCAGAUCAGAAAAUCUUCAAGUUUGGCAGCACGUUUUGAAAAAGCGUGGAAUUUUUCUUGCAGAAGAUACUGAAGAAGUACCUGCUGGAAUUAAAGUGUCACUUGGGGAAGCAGACUAUGAUCGUUGGUUGAGAUUCAUAGAUGGAGAAUAUGGAACAGGAAAGCGGUGGAGUGGUGUGGAAAUGAACAAUUACUUUGAUACAGCGUUGGCUCUGGCGGCAUAUGAUACCAAUUCCACCAGCGGAUCGACGUAUGUCUUGAAGGACAGUCACUUGAGUAUUGCAGCAAGGGUUGUUGGGACUUCAGUUUUCUCUGUGUUGUAA